Messenger RNA from Molossus molossus (Pallas's mastiff bat), 791 nucleotides. RefSeq names its product marginal zone B and B1 cell specific protein (gene MZB1). NCBI's taxonomy places the organism in Eukaryota, Metazoa, Chordata, Mammalia, Chiroptera, Molossidae. Bases 1 to 591 code for a protein of 196 amino acids. The transcript has 4 exons. The record is from RefSeq and is a predicted model, not a curated record. Gene Ontology annotation, cellular component: extracellular region; endoplasmic reticulum chaperone complex. Gene Ontology annotation, biological process: regulation of B cell proliferation.
AUGAUCACUGAGCCAGCUCCACGAACCAUGAGGCUGUCACUGACACUGCUACUGCUGCUACUGGGGGCCUGGGCUAUCACAGGGGGCCUCGGGGACAAGGCUCCGCUCACAGCCACCGCCCCCCAGCUGGACGAUGAGGAGAAGUAUUCAGCUCAUAUGCCUGCUCACUUUCGCUGUGAUGCCUGCAGGGCGGUGGCCUACCAGAUGUGGAAACAUCUGACAAAGGCAGAGGCCAAACUUCACACCCCCAGGGGGCGUCAGGCACUGAGCGAGUCGGUAUACACAGACGUUCUGGAACGGAGCUGCUCCCACACCUGGCAGGACUACGGGGUUCGAGAAGUGAACCAGGUGAAACGUCUCACAGGCCCAGGGCUUAGCAAUGGGCCAGAGUCAAGCAUCAGCGUGGUGAUCACGGGAGGCCCCUGGCCCACCAGGCUCUCCAGGACAUGUUUGCACUUCUUGGGGGAGUUUGGAGAAGACCAGAUCUAUGAAGCCCACCAACAAGGCCAAGGGGCUCUGCAGGCACUGCUGUGUGGAGGCCCCCAGGGGCUCUGCCCAGAGGAGGCACCAGCCACAAAGGCAGAGCUGUAGUCCAACUCCUCCUUCUCUUGGUGACCAGCCCCUGAAGACGGUGGGGGCUUCUUCUGGAUCUGCCCACACCUUUCUCCAGGCUGCCUGAGGACUGCGAGGCCUUGCUCUGCUGUGCUACCACUCUCCCUCCUCCUCCAGAUCUGAAGAACUGGGGCCUGGGCGGGGGCCAAGGCCUUCCCCUCCGGAUGCAAAUAAAACUC